AUGAAAUUUGGUACACUUCUAAAAGAAGGCGCGAACCCAAAUGUAACCUGUCGUCUUGAAAUGGUAUCGGCCUGCCAUCUAGCUGCAUUAACUGGUGGUGAUGCACUCUCUCUAUUGGACAAAUAUGGCGCAGAAAAGAACAGACUUGAUAAAUACGGUAGAACACCCUUACACCUAGCUGCAUAUGCGGGUAAUGCGCGCCAAAUGGCCAUUCUACUAGAUUUUCCUGAAGAUAUACAAAGUCGAGUGGAAUCCGAAAGGAUGUCACCAAAAGCCGAAGAAGACGUGAAAAAGAUAAGCCAUAUCAUAAACGACAUGGUCAACAUUCGUUGCGAUGUUGACGAAGUCAAUACAGAAUUACCAAAAGCAUGGAAGGAUGACAUUGAUCAUAAUUGUAUGAGCGUCAAAGAAAAUUUACCACUACUACAGCCAGGAUGGACUCCACUCCACGUAGCAGUCUCCUGUUCCCACCAGCAUUGUACUCGGCUAUUACUAGCAGCUGGAGCGGAUCCCAAUAUACAAGAUGUUUUAGGCCGAACGCCUCUCGACGUUGUAGGAUCAGCAUACUAUAAUAACCUUGAAAUCAAUUCUGAAAGUUUUACAGAAAUCAUCAAAAUGCUAAUCAAAUCUGGUGGAACGCAUAAUUCUAUGAAAUGUCAUGGCUUAGAUAACAUUGAUACCCCUCUUCACACUGCAAUAGAAUUGAAGAACAUCGCCAGUAUGCAGGAGCUUCUGGAUAUAGGAGCGUCUGUUAAUUGUUUAAAUUCCUCUGGACUAACACCAUUACAUCUUUGUGUGAAGCUUCAAUUAGAGGAUCCUUUGCAGGUUUUAGCUAAUUAUCCGUAUGAUGAUUGUGAUCCUUUUGUGGCCAUUAUUGAUGCAAAGGAUAAGGAUGGGCAUACAGUUCUGCAAUUAGCUGUCGAAGAGGCGUGGGUUCCUGGUGUUUGCAUUGCUUUAGAAGCUGGUGCUGAUGUCACUCUUAAGGCAAAUGAUGGCGAAACGCCUAUUCAUUCAGCGGCAGCGUUAGGAAAUUUAGAUGUCCUCACAGAAAUUCUGAGCGUAACCAAACAGCAUGGAAUUCUUGAAUGUCAAAAUGACGAAGGAGAAACCCCACUAUUUAAAGCAAUAAGACAUGGGCAUAUUGAAUGUGUUAAAAUAUUGCUAGACGAAGGAGCAUCAAUUAAAGUAAAAUUGCCAAACAACGUCAAUGUGUUACAUGUAGCAACUGAACAUAGUCAUGCAAAUAUAUUAAAACUUCUGUUGGAACACAAACACGGUAAAGCACUCGAUAUGAUCAAUUCACUUACAACGGCUAAUAAAAAGGGUUUUGGGCCCAUUCAUUUUGCUGCGUUCAAUAAUAACGUUGAUUGCAUUGAAAUUUUGCUAGAAAAAGGCGCUGAUAUAAAAUUAAGAACUACCGACACACCGUUUUAUGCAUCCACGUCCUUGCAUAUCGCUGCAGUUUUUAACUUUCUAGAGGUAUCUACUUUUAUUACAAAAUUUGACAAAUCAACUAUCCACGACAUGAAUAACAAAGGCUUUAAUCCACUGCACGCCGCGAGUCAUCAUGGAAGUAGAGAUGUUAUAUUAUUGCUCCUACAAGAAGGUGCAGACUUAUCGGGAUAUACCGAUUGUACAGGAAAAACGAGACAAACGGCUAUCCAUCUGAUUAUGAAUACUUUAUCAAAGCCAACUGACUUCAUAGAGGAUGUUUUCGAUUCCUAUAUAUCAUCUAAUUUGGAAAACUUUGAAGAUGCCAAUUGUGAAAUUACAAUUGAUUAUCGAAUACUUAUGCCUACUGUCUGUGAAAUGGAACAAAUGAAAGUAAUAGAAGCUCUUCUUGCAACUGGAAAUAGAUAUGACCAAAAGAGGUUACUAGUCCAUCCCUUAGUAGAAAGUUUUCUAUAUUUAAAAUGGAAAGCUUUAUUACCAUUCUUUUAUACAAUUAUAGUCGUAUAUGGAAUUUUUGUUUCCUCACUUACUAUAUUUAUUGUUUCUGUGUUUUUUUAUAAAGAUACUAAUGAUAGUCCCCCAUCAUGUCUGGGUACAACUGUUUGGAGUUAUUUCAUAUAUGCAUCGGUCUGCCUAAUUAUUUUACAGGAAAUCCUAUACAUGAAUGUUAAAAGUUCUCGAUACGUUUUUCAAAUGGAGACGUGGAUCAAAUUCGGAUCUAUUGUUUUUGCUCUAAUACUGCCCAGUGCUGUCAUCGUGUCUUCUGACAUGGAAUGGUCUAGGCACAUAGCCACAUUAGCAUUGCUCCUUUCCUGGAUAGAACUAAUGUUUUUACUGUCACGAUUUCCUAAUUGGGGUUACUAUGUUCUUAUGUUUGGAAAGGUUGCCGCCAAUGUAGUUAAAAUUCUUUUAACAUUUGCCUUCCUUGUAAUUGGUUUUUCUCUUAGCUUCAUGAUACAAUUUCACUCGAAAAUUCCUUUUGAAAGUCCUUGGGCGUCAUUCGUCAAAACAAUGGUUAUGAUGACUUCAGAGUUUGACUAUGAAAGCUUGUUUGAUGCAGAACAUUCUCAAGAUCUAGCAACUUCUAUUAUAAUAGUGCGACUUAUUUUCUUAAUAUUUCUCGUAUUGGCCGCAAUUGUACUUAUGAAUUUGAUGGUUGGUGUGGCCGUAAGUGAUAUAAACGAUCUAGAAAUAUUGGGAAAUAUAAACAGGCUAGCUAAACGAGUGGAAUUUCUAUCAACAUUAGAUAAUCUAGUAUACAAUAGAUUUUUCAGUACCAUUCUACCGUUAAAAAUAAAUGAAGGUAUCAAAAAUAAACGAAGAGUUCCAGACAAGGUUACUUUAUGUCCUGGAAAACCAAGAUGGAAAUAUUACAAAGUACUGCCAACGAAUAUUCGAGAUGCCAUUUUAACCAUUGCCCAGGCGCAAAAAGAAUUAAAAGACGAAGAAAUUGAUUCAAAAGAAUUUCGGACAAAAAUCAAUGAAAUGCACGAGGCUAUGAAAAAACUAGAGGAGAAACAGAAUGAGCAAAGUGAUAUGAUCAAACUUGAGAUACAACUAUUACAAAAAUUGAAAAUUGAAGAGGCCCUCAAAGAUUUCUAUUUGAUGCAAGCGACGGAAUUAAAAGAAAUAAGUAAGGAGGUUAACAGUCCAUUAGAAAAAUUAAACGUUAAAGUCGAUCAGUUAUCUGUAGAAAUGGAAUCUAUAAAACAGACUUUAUCACGAUUAGAAAGUAAACUAGGCAGUUUAAAAUAAAUGUCAAAUUGUUGAGAAAAUAAAUGGUUAAAGACCAUCAUCAAUGCCUUCUAUUUAAACACUUGAUAAAUUAUGUAAACACGAUUCUUACUUAUUUAUUGUUCCACAUAAUUAUAUUAAAUAUGUUUACUUUUAUAAUAAUUAAAUUAAUAUAAUGAACAUUGUACAAUUAUUUUAAAAGCAAUGGCAUGCUCUGAUAUAUGUAAAUUGCAUUUAUGAAAAUUA
Messenger RNA from Zerene cesonia (dogface butterfly), 3432 nucleotides. RefSeq names its product transient receptor potential channel pyrexia-like. Gene Ontology annotation, biological process: transmembrane transport; monoatomic ion transport. Gene Ontology annotation, molecular function: protein binding; monoatomic ion channel activity. The transcript has 9 exons. Lineage: Eukaryota; Metazoa; Arthropoda; Insecta; Lepidoptera; Pieridae. The record is from RefSeq and is a predicted model, not a curated record. The coding region runs from base 1 to 3207 and encodes 1068 amino acids. Gene Ontology annotation, cellular component: membrane.